GAUUUAAUGAGAUGGAAAACUAUACCAGGGUGAAAGAACUUAUUUUCCUUGGACUGACCCAAAGUCAAGAAGUGAGCGUGGUGCUCUUUCUUUUCCUUCUCCUGGUGUAUGUGACAACUCUGCUGGGGAAUCUUCUCAUCAUGAUCACAGUGACCUAUGAGUCUCGCCUUCACACCCCCAUGUAUUUCUUGCUCAGGAAUUUGUCUGUUGCUGAUAUCUGCUUUUCCUCCAUCACUGCCCCCAAGGUUCUGGUGGACCUUCUCUCAGACAGAAAGACCAUCUCUUUCAAUGGCUGUCUCACUCAGAUGUUCUUCUUCCACCUUAUUGGGGGAGUGGAUGUGUUUUCUCUGUCUGUGAUGGCUCUAGAUCGAUAUGUGGCCAUCUCUAAGCCCUUGCACUAUGUGACCAUCAUGAGCAGGGGCCGUUGCAUUGGGUUAAUAGUGGCCUCCUGGGUGGGGGGCUUUGCCCACUCCAUAGUGCAGAUUUCUCUNUUGCUNACACUUCCNUUCUGUGGACCCAAUGUUCUUGACACUUUCUACUGNGAUGUNCCCCAGGUCAUCAAACUUGCCUGCACAGACAUUGUUGUUCUUGANCUGCUGAUGAUUUCCAAUAAUGGAAUGCUCACCACACUAUGGUUUUUCUUGCUACUGGUGUCCUACAUGGUCAUAUUAUUAUUGCUGAAGUCUCAGUCAGGAGAGGGCAAGAAAAAAGCCAUCUCCACCUGCACCUCCCACAUCACUGUGAUCACCCUGCACUUUGUGCCCUGCAUAUAUGUCUACGCCAGGCCCUUCACUGCCCUCCCCACAGAUAAAGCCAUCUCUGUCACCUUCACAGUCAUCUCCCCUCUGUUGAACCCCUUGAUCUACACUCUAAGGAACCAGGAAAUGAAGUCAGCCAUGAGGAGACUCAGGAAAAGACUUGGACCUUCUUAUUGGAUAGAGAGGUAA
Molecule: messenger RNA, 947 nt
Organism: Mus caroli (Ryukyu mouse)
Lineage: Eukaryota; Metazoa; Chordata; Mammalia; Rodentia; Muridae
Product: olfactory receptor 4D10-like
Biological process (GO): G protein-coupled receptor signaling pathway
Cellular component (GO): membrane
Molecular function (GO): olfactory receptor activity; G protein-coupled receptor activity
Source: RefSeq, a predicted model, not a curated record